AUGGCAGACGAGAAGUCGUUCUCCAAAGGCCCUCAUGAGUCUGUCGACGAUGUUCAGCAUUUCUCGGAUAAUGAACAGAAAGCCAUCCUGCGUCGAAUUGACCUCUGUUUGCUCCCCCUGAUGUUCUUCUCGUACUUGCUGCAGUACCUCGACAAAACAACCCUUUCCUAUACCUCAAUCCUAGGUCUUCUGACUGGAACGCAUAUAACCACUGCACAAUAUGCAUGGGCAUCGAGCGCAUUUUACUUCGGCUACCUUGUUGCCUCGUAUCCCGUGUCAUUGGGUUUUAUUAAGUUUCCCAUCGGAAAAUACCUUUCUGUCAUGAUGAUCCUGUGGGCAAUUAUCCUGACCUGUCAUGCAGCGGCUUCGAAUUUCGCCGGUUUGACAUCGCUGAGAGUUCUUCUUGGUGUGUUCGAAAGUGCAAUCAGUCCGGGAUUUACCAUGCUGAUUGGCAUGUGGUAUACCCCGUCUGAACAUGCGAUGAGAAGUUGCAUUUGGUUUUCGGGAAACGGAAUAGCCGCAAUCUUUGGAGGUGUGCUUGCGUACGCCAUUGGUCAUAUUGAUGAUCAUUUGGGCGCCUGGCAGUGGCUGUUUAUCAUAUUCGGCCUGAUUUCAAUCGCCUGGUCGGUUCUCCUGUUCUUCACUCUACCCGAUUCGCCCCUCAACGCCAAAUUUCUCAAGCCCGAUCAGCGAGGCCCAGCCUACCAUCGUGCACAAGCAUCUCAGAAGAGUUAUCAGAGUCGGAGGUGGAAGAAGGACCAAUUCAUUGAGGCGCUAGUAGAUCCAAAUACUUGGUUCCUAGUGUUGUAUAACUUCUUUGUCUCACUGCCGAACGGCGGCAUCACCAAUUUCGCCAGUAUUGUGAUCGAGUCGUUCGGUUUCGACACCUUCCACACACUACUGUACGAGAUCCCUUUGUCUGCUGUCGCUCUCGUCAUGCUCUUUGCCAUCGCCAUGACGUGCAACCGUUUCCCUGGCUUGCGCUGCUACUGGAUGAUCUUCACUCUUUUGAUCAGUUUAGUCGGCAUUCUUUUAAUGCGGCAGCUACCCACGCACCGGAAAUGGGGUAGACUGGUGGGCGUCUGGCUCGUGACGGUCUUCGGAGCCGGCUGGCCACUGAGCCUAAGUUUGGUCUCCAGCAACACAGCGGGCUUUACCAAGAAGGGUACCGUAACUGCUCUUAUUUUCAUUGCGUAUUGUGUUGGUAACAUUGCUGGUCCACAACUUUUCAAGAGCACUGAGGCCCCUCGCUAUAAUACUGCAUUCUCAGCAAUCCUUGCGUGCUUCUGCCUGGCUGUACUUGAUGUCAUUGGCCUCCGCUGCUAUAUGGCCUGGGAAAACAAGCGACGCGAUCGCAAGCAGGGACGAACUAUCGAGCCUGAGCUAAGCAAGUCGGACGACGCGACUGAUGCGUCCUCUGAACUGGGUGGUGACGGAGAUGUCUCUGAUUGGCAGAAUCAAAGCUACCGCUAUUGCCUCUAACUGAAAAAUAG
This is a messenger RNA of Aspergillus japonicus CBS 114.51, 1493 nucleotides long. Its product is annotated as MFS general substrate transporter. The transcript has 7 exons. Gene Ontology annotation, molecular function: dipeptide transmembrane transporter activity; allantoate transmembrane transporter activity. The coding region runs from base 1 to 1482 and encodes 493 amino acids. The record is from RefSeq and is a predicted model, not a curated record. Gene Ontology annotation, cellular component: plasma membrane. Lineage: Eukaryota; Fungi; Ascomycota; Eurotiomycetes; Eurotiales; Aspergillaceae. Gene Ontology annotation, biological process: transmembrane transport; allantoate transport; tripeptide transport.